Penicillium argentinense is the source of this 855-nucleotide messenger RNA. RefSeq names its product TMEM53 family protein. Bases 1 to 855 code for a protein of 284 amino acids. The transcript has a single exon. The record is from RefSeq and is a predicted model, not a curated record. NCBI's taxonomy places the organism in Eukaryota, Fungi, Ascomycota, Eurotiomycetes, Eurotiales, Aspergillaceae.
AUGGCUACUAGUACAGAUCUCAAUCCCUUGGCACCGUUUGUCAAGCUGGGUCCUUCCGUCUAUCUGCAGGACCCAGCAAAUGUCACAGACGGAGAUGAUCGGCCACUCAUCUUCAUCGCGUUUUGGAUGAAUGCACCACCCCGCGCCCUCGCCAAGUACGCAGUCGAAUACAGACGCCUGGUCCCCACUGUUCGCAUCGUUUUCGUCCGCAGUUCUUCCAACGACUUCUUUGUGCGAGCCACCGAAGGGGCGCAGCAGGCGCGUGUGACCCCUGCUGUGGACGCAAUCAGCUCAUUUGCGACCCCUGAGAACCCAGUGUUUAUACACCUGUUUUCCAAUGGAGGUCUCUCCAAAACCACCCAUCUGCUCAAAGCAUACAAGGCCGCGACUGGAACCCCGCUGCCUUUCUCGUCGAUGAUCGUGGAUAGUGCGCCUGGAACCGCAAGUCUUCGUUCAGCGGUUCGAGCCUUCUCCUUUGCGCUCCCCAAAAUGUGGAUCCUGCGUUUACUCGGCAAGACCUUCCUUUGGCUUUCCUUGAUCAUGAUUAAGGUUAUCCAGGCCAUAACGAGAGCCCCCGACGUUAUCAGUCGUGCCCGCAAGGUGAUCAAUGAUCUCUCCCUCGUGCAGGCUGUCAAUGCGAAGGGCGUCCCCACUCGCUGCUACAUUUAUUCCGAUGCAGAUGACUUGGUAGAUUACCACGACGUAGAACUGCAUGCGUCCGAGACGGAAGCUGCCGGUUGGCUCGUCCGUCGUGAGCUAUUCCGGGGUUCACCCCAUGUUGGUCAUAUGCGAGCUGAGCCAGAUCGGUACUGGGGUAUCGUCAAGCAGUAUCUGGAAUCCUCUGCCUUAACAUGA